CUCCAUAUUGGGUGUGUCGUCUGUCAACACUGUUAGCACUUGCAAUAUGUUUAAAUCACAACAAUUAAGCAAAGAAGGCAAAGAAAACACUGAAUAUCUAGAUUUUCCGGUGUAUUAAAUAUAUAAAACGGCAGUGUGUAGUCAAAUAAAGGCUAUAUAAGUUAUGACGACUAUGCAAUCGAGAUAUAAACAAUCACUAUAUCCGGUUUGAAACGCUUACAAGAGCUCCCGAGCAGUUGUAACUUACAAGGUACUUUACAAUGUGUGACGUCAUAACAUGGCGGCUAUUUUUGUUUCGAGUAUGGCCCUCGGAGGAGUUACAACAUUGUAACUGCUCCGAUGUGAGAUACAACAUUGUAAACUGUUUUGAGUAUCCCGCCCCAGAUACAGAGUGAAGGCGGAGGGUUGCCACACAGGCUAAUUUCUGGUGAGAGUGGAGGCACGUCUGACAGAGGUUGUGUUAGCCAUACAGGUUUAUACAAAGCUGGAUAAUUAGAAUGGGGGAACAACGUCUCGCCAAGUGGUACUUUGGAGGCCUAGCUUCAUGUGGAGCAGCAUGUUGCACUCACCCACUGGACCUGCUAAAGGUUCACCUCCAGACACAACAGGUGGCCAGUAUGGGAGGCUCUCAGAUGGCUGUGCAUAUAGUGAGGAGUCAAGGCCUUUUAGCUCUUUACAAUGGCCUCUCAGCCUCUCUCCUUAGACAGAUUACCUACUCAACAACAAGAUUUGCAAUUUAUGAGGUAGUGAAGCAGCGGCUUGGUGACAGCAAGGGUGAGCCUCUUGCAUUCUACAAACGAGUAAUGUUAGCUGGCUUUGCUGGAGCAUGCGGUGGAUUUGUGGGCACACCAGGGGACAUGAUCAACGUGAGGAUGCAGAAUGACAUCAAAUUACCUAUAGACCAGAGAAGAAACUAUAAACAUGCACUUGAUGGCCUCAUACGUGUUCUCCGUGAAGAGGGAGUGUCAAGAUUAUUCCGAGGAGCUUCGACUGCAACUUUUAGGGCUGUUCUAAUGACAAUUGGUCAACUCUCCUUUUAUGACCAAAUAAAAGGAUUCUUGUUGACCACACCUUAUUUUAAGGACAACCUGACAUGUCAUUUCACGUCUUCCCUUGCUGCAGGUGCAAUUGCAACAACUAUGACGCAGCCUGUGGAUGUUAUUAAAACCAGAGCCAUGAAUGCAAGACCUGGAGAGUUCAAGAAUCUGUGGCAUAUCAUUUCUUACACAGGAAAAGCAGGACCAAUGGCAUUCUUCAAGGGAUAUGUGCCUGCAUUUGUGCGUUUGGGACCACAUACAAUCCUAACUUUCAUCCUCUUUGAACAACUUCGGAAAAACUUUGGAACCAUUAGGGUGAAUACAAAUUAAUAGGAGUGUUUUUAGAUACUGAAAGAUGUAUUUUUGAAGAAGAAAAAAAGUUUUUUGAUUUUAAAUUUAAUUGUAAUCAUGAAAGCUAACCUAUAUUUUCUUUUGGAUUGUAUUAGUUGUGCCCUUAUAUGAGACCAUAUCAUAAACCAUGUGCAUUUUGUAAAUUGAAAUUCAUUCCAUUAGUGAGUAAUUAUCAGGUAGCAAAGGUAUAUAUCACCAAGUUCCUUCCUUACAGCCUAUGCAGUUGUUCAGAUUACUUAUAUUUUGUUCAAUUAAAAAGAUCUUUUGUAGGAAAUGAGUUUUCAAGUGUUUGUAGAAAACUGAACUUCAACAUUCUGUAAUACUAUGCUUCCUGAAGUGUACAACGAACAAUAAGAAUGAACUAGGGCAUAUAUUCCUGGUGUAAUGAAACCAACAUGUUUAGGUGCCAAAUGAAAGUGUAGUUUUUACAGUAGUUGAAUUGCAUUAUGUACAUAGAUGUAUAUUUUAUAUGUACAUGGUAGUGGAUUUUAUUAGAUACUUAUGUGAAUUAAUGAACCAAGCUAACAUGCCAGUACAUUAGCUUGUAUCAGCUCUGUGUUAGAAUAAUGGAUUUGCUCAGUAAAAUUGUGUGAGAAUAUUACCAGUUCCCUGAAGGUUAUAGUUGUGGAAAUAGAUAAGUUAACACAUGCACAGAUAAUCUUGGAAUAUCUGCUUAGAAAACAACUUACAUGUACUGUCUUCCAUAUUUCAGGAGGAUAUUUUUGUUGUGAUUUAUUGCAUAUUAUUGGAAGAUGAGCUCUUGCUGGUAUACUGACAAGUAAUAGUAAUAUAAUUAUAUUUGAAAAUAUACGUGUUCUUCAUUCCACCAUGGGAGAGUUUUAGUGCAAAACAUCUGAGUAUAUUCCCAGAAGUAUUUUUUGCAGAAAUAAAACUUCAUUUGUACACUAUAUUUUUUAGUUCAUAUAUAUAUGUAUAUAUGUAUAUAUGUAUAUAUGUAUAUAUGUAUAUAUAUGUAUAUAUGUAUAUAUGUAUAUAUGUAUAUAUGUAUAUAUGUAUAUAUGUAUAUAUGUAUAUAUGUAUAUAUGUAUAUAUAUAUAUAUAUAAAUAAAUAAUUAGUAUAUUUUCCUAUAGAAGUUAAAUUUAUCAGUUUUGUUUUUUACAAAAUUUUAUUUGUUGUUGAUUUCAGAUAUUUUAUAGUUUUGCAAUUGGAUUGCAUGUAUUAUUUUACAUAGGAGAUAUUUUGGUAUAAUAGCAUUGUUUUUUAUGCUACCCUGUUAAGAUGGAACAAUUCUCCACUAAUAUGAACUAUUAGAGAGAGUUUUAUGAAAAAAAUGGUAGAAUAGAAAACUUUGUGUAGGAAAAUUGGUAUUAGUGUAGUACAUAACCCAGUUUCACCACUUGUGUUGUUCAACAGCUACUUACAUUGCCGUUUGUGGAGUAGAGUUUGAAUGGAGAAUUGUUUUCACUGUUUUCUAUUGAAAUAAAGCUUUUAUGUUA
Messenger RNA from Penaeus chinensis, 2846 nucleotides. It is a transcript of the gene Dic1, whose product is annotated as mitochondrial dicarboxylate carrier-like. The record is from RefSeq and is a predicted model, not a curated record. Lineage: Eukaryota; Metazoa; Arthropoda; Malacostraca; Decapoda; Penaeidae. Gene Ontology annotation, cellular component: mitochondrial membrane. The transcript has 8 exons. The coding region runs from base 498 to 1367 and encodes 289 amino acids. Gene Ontology annotation, biological process: succinate transmembrane transport; mitochondrial transport; thiosulfate transport. Gene Ontology annotation, molecular function: succinate transmembrane transporter activity; oxaloacetate transmembrane transporter activity; sulfate transmembrane transporter activity.